AUGUCUCGCUUCGUGUUGGACUCCAACAAUCUAUGGCUGCUUGCCCUAAGCGACCGCACGAUGAGGGUGAACAACGGGCCGUACUCCCCGGCGAUUGGAAGCAACGGGCAGAAGCUGGAGGAGCUAUGCCUCAACACCUUCAACCACCAGAUCACCAUCAACAGGGAAGGCUUCAUGGUGCGGUGGCUCAACCCUGGCGGCGGCAGGAGGGUCCCCGACGCCAGGAGCCUCUACCGCCGCCUCAACGACGUCUUCGACUGGUCCAGGUACGGCGUUCAGGUCCCCAUCCCGGUGGAAACUGAGUGGGACCAGUUCGAGCUCACCACCGGGAAGCUGAUCACCACUGGUGGAGGCGCAGGCUCCCCGCAGAUGAAGAAGGAGCUGGAGGAGAAGGAGAAGGAGACCCAGAGGCUUCAGGAGGUUGAGAUCCAAGAGCUGAAGAAGAUGGACAAGGAGAAAGACGACCAGCUUGCUGCGAAAGACAAACAAAUCGCUAACCUCAAGAACGCUCUCAGUUCCUUUGUGUAA
This is a messenger RNA of Linum trigynum, 528 nucleotides long. Lineage: Eukaryota; Viridiplantae; Streptophyta; Magnoliopsida; Malpighiales; Linaceae. The record is from the annotation of a GenBank genome assembly.